AUGGGGCACACCUCUCAUGUCUGCUGUGCUGGGGCUUCUGCCAUCCAGCAGAUGUACUGGAUGGCUUCUCAUUCCUGCCUUAUGUUCACCUCUGGACACAAAAUGCCCUCACGUGGUGCUUUUGCCAACCUCAUGUCCCCUCAACUAUACAGUGUGUCUCCACUCUUACUCCUCCUUUGUCCAGCAGAUCUUCAAGACACGGCCUUGUUAACUCUGAAGUUUAAGUUUAAUCCAAGGCUGGGCAUUGACAAUCCUGUCCUCUCCCUGGCGGAAGACCAGGACCAAUCUGAUCCCUGGAACCUGCAAAAGCCUCGCUUCUGUCUGCUGAGCAAAGAGGAGGAAAAGAGUUUUGGGUUCCAUCUACAGCAGCAGCUGGGCAAGGCUGACCAUGUGGUGUGCAAGGUGGAUCCAGGCACCUCUGCCCAGCGCCAUGGUCUCCGAGAAGGAGAUCGGAUCCUCGGGGUGAACAAUAGCAUUGUGGAACAUGAAGACUAUGCCACGGUAGUGCGCCUCAUCCGGGCCAGCAGUCCCCGGGUAUUGCUGACAGUGUUGGCAGGACAUGUGCACGAUGUGGUGCGUGCUCAGCAGGGGAGCGAUGUCUCCCUUUGUCCUACCCUGGGCUCGGAGGUCAGGCCCCGGCUGUGCCAUGUAGUAAAAGAUGAAGGUGGCUUUGGCUUCAGCAUCACCCACGGAGUUCGGGGUCCUUUCUGGCUGGUGCUCAGUUCGGGAGGAGCGGCUGAGAGGUCAGGGGUGCCUCCUGGGGCGCGGCUGCUAGAAGUGAAUGGGGUCAGUGUGGAGAAGCUCACUUCCAACCAGCUCAACCGGAAGCUUUGGCAGAGUGGAGAUCAGGUGACUCUGCUGGUGGCAGGGCCAGAGGUAGAGGAACAGUGUCAUCAGCUGGGAAUACCUCUUGCUGCACCUCUGGCAGAGGGGUGGGCGCUGCCCGUCAAGCCCCGGUGUCUAAACAUAGAGAAAGGACCUCAAGGCUUUGGGUUCUUGCUCCGGGAGGAGAAGGGCCUGGAUGGUCGCCUCGGGCAGUUCUUGUGGGAGGUGGACCCAGGACUGCCAGCUGACAAGGCUGGAAUGAAGGCUGGGGACCGCUUGGUGGCUGUGGCUGGGGAAAGCGUGGACGGGCUGGGCCAUGAGGAAACAGUGUCCAGGAUCCGAGCACAGGGCUCUCGGAUCUCCCUCAUCGUCGUCGACCCUGAGGCUGACCGCUUCUUCAGCAUGGUACGGCUGUCUCCCCUCCUCUUCUUGGAGAACACAGAGAUCGCUGCCUCCUCCUCUCUGGCAGAAACUAAGGGUCUUCCAGUUGAAGAUGCAGUUGAGCCUUCUAGCCCUGGUGGUUCCCGCCAAUGCUUCUUGUACCCUGGGCCCGGAGGUGGCUAUGGAUUCAGGCUCUGCUGUGUGGCCGGUGGGCCUUUUCUCAUCUCCCAGGUGACCCCAGGAGGCUCAGCUGCCCGCACGGGGCUGCAAAUGGGAGAUGAAAUUUUGGAGGUGAAUGGAUAUCCUGUGGGUGGAUACAAUGACCUGGAUAGGCUUCAGCAGCUAGCUGAGGCCAAGCCACCCCUCUGCUUGACGCUGGCAGCUAGGAAUCCGCAGGGCUUAGAAGCCUGGAUUUCCUCAGAGUUUGGAAAGGACUGGACCCUGGCUUUGGAGCGGCUAUAGGAAACCCCUGCCUGCCACAGACUUGCCUGGUGGCUUUCCUGCCCUUGCUCUGCAUCCUGAGGUGGAGGGAGCCAGGAAUGGUCUCUCCAAGCUGGAAGCAGGAGCUGGAGGGUUCAGACACUCCUGAUCACAGGAUCUUCUUCCCUUCUCAUGAGCCUAGCUCCAGCAGAGGGGUGUGGUCAGAGACCUCAGGCAGGCCCGUGAGAGAGCCCGAGUCUCCACAGGCUCUUAUGUAGAAGUUUUGAGGAGCUGUGCUACAAAGAUGAAUUUCUGCCCAAGAAGGUGAUGCUGUAGAGCCAUUUAGGAUCGAAGCUUUGAGAACUUAGGCUAGGUAUGUGGCAUGUGUCAUGAGGACCUGGAGGUCAGCCAUGCUUUCCUUAUGUGGGCACCUUAGAAAGGUGGGAGCUGGUUCCUGGCCACUGUCAUGUCCUGUUAGAGCCUUUCCCAGUUGGCCGGUGAGAUGGCUCGGUUGGUAAAGGUGCUUGCUGCUAAACCUGACAACCCGAGUUCGAUCCCCAGAA
Onychomys torridus (southern grasshopper mouse) is the source of this 2189-nucleotide messenger RNA. It is a transcript of the gene Nherf4, whose product is annotated as PDZ domain containing 3. The transcript has 11 exons. Gene Ontology annotation, molecular function: protein-membrane adaptor activity; signaling receptor binding. Gene Ontology annotation, biological process: protein localization to plasma membrane. Gene Ontology annotation, cellular component: apical plasma membrane. Bases 1 to 1668 code for a protein of 555 amino acids. The record is from RefSeq and is a predicted model, not a curated record. Lineage: Eukaryota; Metazoa; Chordata; Mammalia; Rodentia; Cricetidae.